Messenger RNA from Myxozyma melibiosi, 2604 nucleotides. Its product is annotated as putative oligopeptide transporter. Gene Ontology annotation, cellular component: plasma membrane. The transcript has a single exon. The record is from RefSeq and is a predicted model, not a curated record. Gene Ontology annotation, molecular function: oligopeptide transmembrane transporter activity. Bases 1 to 2604 code for a protein of 867 amino acids. Gene Ontology annotation, biological process: transmembrane transport. NCBI's taxonomy places the organism in Eukaryota, Fungi, Ascomycota, Lipomycetes, Lipomycetales, Lipomycetaceae.
AUGGAGAAAAAAAGCGAGGUAGUCUUCUCGUCCAGCUCAGUAUACGACAACUCGGACUAUAAUGAGAAAGUGCAAAGCAACGUUGACAUCAAUCCUGCGUUUGUUGUUGAUCGCGAGCGUAUCCUUGAGCGCUUGGUCUCGUCGGGCGAUGCUGAGGAUAUCAUUGGCGAAGGAGGAGAGAGCUAUAUAUUCGACGCUGUUGCUACAAUGACUUUGGAGGAAGCAAAGCAAAUCAUCACCGACUCCGUGGAAUUACAUGACAACGACUACAACUUCCCUGAAGAGACUUUGGACAAAAUGAAACUCCUCCUUCAGGGUCCCAUGGCGUAUGGACUUGGCGAAGAAGCUUAUGAGAUUGAUAUUCGAUUGGAAGCGAGUCUUGUCAAAUAUCACUCGCCUUAUCCAGAGGUGCGAUCUUGUACCGCACCGUUUGACGAUCCCAGUAUUCCGGUCGAGACAAUCCGUUCUUAUUUUCUCGGUUUCUGUUGGGUCAUCGUCGGCGCGUUUGUCAACGAAACGCUAGGUGAACCCAGACAGCCUUCCAUCAACAUCUCGUCGACUGUUAUGCAGAUUCUUCUGUAUCCUUGCGGAAAGAUGGCCGAGCGCCUUCCUAACUGGAAAAUUCGUCUUUUUGGUAAGACGUACGAGUUGAACCCGGGACCCUGGUCGGCUAAGGAGCAAAUGUUUGCCACUAUUAUUUUGAAUGCUGGUGGUCACUACAGUAACUUGGUCAACUAUAUCAUGGUCGUUAAGCUCGAUAUCUUCUUUGGAAGCAACUGGGUCAACUUUGGAUUCAUGCUUCUCAUGAAUGCUUCCACUCAGCUUUUUGGUCUGGGAAUGGCUGGUGUGCUCAGAAGAUGGGUAAUCUAUCCCGUUAACGCCGUCUGGCCCACUAUCCUGCCAACUAUCAUGCUCAAUCAAGCUCUCCUUGGAAAGGAAAAGCAGCAGUCUAUUAAUGGAUGGACCAUGCCUAAGAUCAAGUUUUUCUAUAUCGUUCUUGUGGCUUCGUUUGUCUAUUUCUUCUUCCCGGAUUUUAUUUUCACUGCUCUUUCGACCUUCAAUUGGAUGACAUGGAUAUCGCCUCAGAAUCUGAAACUUGCAAUUAUCACUGGCUCUACCCUCGGUCUAGGAUUCAAUCCGAUCUCUACCUUUGAUUGGGCAGUGAUCAAGAAGAAUAAUCCACUCGUCCGACCUUUCUUUGCAGUCGCGAAUCAGUACAUCGGUGUGAUUAUCUCAGCUUUUGUCAUCUUGAUCAUGUAUUGGACCAACUACAAAGAUACUGCCUACUUGCCAAUCAAUACUUCAUCGACCUAUGACAACACCGGUGUGAAGUAUAACACUUCUCGGGUUAUUACCAAUGGUCGAUUCGAUAUUGAAAAGUAUAAGCAGUACUCACCUCCAUAUAUCACUGCUGGCCACUUGAUUCUUUACGGAGGUACAUAUGUGACGUACACAGUUUCGUUUGUGUUUACUUUCCUCACUGAGUGGAGAACUCUUAAAAUGUUUGUGAAGCACAGCUUCCGGAAAGACAUGUUCAGAAUUCCGCGAAGCUGGAAGGAGCUUGUGUCUGCGAACGAAGAGUCUGUGUAUGAGGGUUUCAACGAUCCUUUUACCCGCGAGAUGCGCAAGUAUCCCGAAGUUCCAGACUGGUGGUUUAUCAGUGUUUUGAUUAUUUCCUUCGUGUUUGGUAUUAUCGGUGUUGCGGUCUACCCUACUGAUACCCCGGUAUGGGCGGUCAUUGUGAUCAUUGCAGUGGGAAUUGCUCUCCUGAUCCCAACUUCUAUCAUCUACGCAGUCACUGGAUACAUGCUGGAAAUGAACGAGCUUGCGAGCUUGAUUUGCGGAUAUAUUAUCCCUGGAAAUGGCAUGGGUAAUGUCAUCUCUCGUCUAUAUGGAUAUAACACGGAUGCUCAGGCUGAGACGUUUAUCGGUGACAUCAAGAUGGCUCAUUACAUGAAGAUCCCCCCCAGAGCGGUCUUCAGAGGACAGGUCUUUGCAGUGAUUGUGCAGAUUUUUGUCACUAUUGCGGCCGUUUAUGUCGUGCUUGGACUACCAGAGGUUUGCACUUCUACCCAGGUCAACAAGUUCACUUGCCCGUACUCUCAGGGUAUCUACACAGCAGCUGUCUUGUACGGUAUCAUUGGACCUGACCGAGUUCUCAACGAUGUCUAUCCGGAGAUCAAGUACUGCUUUUUGAUCGGUGCCGGUCUCGGUGUUAUUGGAUGGGCAUUGCGGCGUUACUUCCCCAAGCAGAUGAAGUAUUUCCACCCUUGUAUCAUUGUCUCGGGCUUCACUAUCUGGGGUACUGGAUACAACGUCUCUUACUAUACUCCCGGAUUCAUCGUUGCUUGGGUUUUUAUGUGGUAUAUCAAGCGUCGCUACCUUGCGUGGUGGACAAAGUACAACUACAUUCUUGCUUCUGCGUUGACCGCUGGUGUCGCCUUUGCGGCAAUCGUCAUUUUUGCUGGCCUGCAGUACCAGCAAGUGAGUUUGACCUGGUGGGGAAACACGGUCUCAGAUGCUGGAAUUGACGGAACUGCGAAUGGAAGAUUGAAGGAGAUUCCUGCUGUCGGAUACUUUGGUAGAGCGGUGGGUGAGUUUUAG